CGGUGUCAGUACACGCAUCAACGUGACGCAGGGUACACGGUGAAAUGAACAUGAUAUGUACAACACAGACAUCAUGUGAGUGAUAUCGACACAGGAGGAAAACAUUACAGGAAACUGGAAUAUCUGUCCUUUGCUCCGACAACAUAUAGAUAAAAAGUACUCUGAGUCCCUGACCCUGAGAAAAGCGGCAGUUGUUACAACCCCCAACUAUAGCAGGCGAUAGUACUGCUUCCCUCAAGCUUAAGGUCUGGCAAAAAGUUUCCAUUUACGCACGCGGACAUAAUGGCUGUGAACUAUGAAAAGGAACUGCUCGUCCAGACAGGUGAGGGUCCCGGGCUGACGAUAUGGACUGCCGCCGUCUUCAUCGUAGGGGAAAUUGCGGGGUCGGGGGUGCUGGCGUUACCGAGCGCUGUUGAGGGUACAGGCUGGAUUGGCUUAGUGCUGAUCGUACUGUGUUGUGUCAUCUCCGCCUACACGGGGGACGUGCUGGGGAAGGCGUGGUGCCUGGUCAGGGAGCGGUACGAGGAGUACCAGGGUCAGGUCAGGUACCCCUACCCCGCUAUCGGCGAGGUGACAUAUGGAAAACCAGGCAGGUAUCUCGUGUCCUUCUCCAUCAACUUCACCCUGUUCGGGGUGUCCGUGGUCUUCCUGCUCCUCGCAUCCGAGAACAUCCAGAGUCUGCUGGCUGACGUGCAUGCUGACGUGUCCUUCUGCUAUUGGCUCAUCAUUGUGGCGGGAGUCCUGGUGCCGCUGUCGUGGCUCGGUACACCCAAGGAUUUCUGGCCUGUAGCUAUAGGCGCCACCGUGGCCACCAGUGUCGCCUGUGUGGUGCUGUUUUCCAACAUCCUGGUAGACAACCAUCACAACCAUCAUCCCGUGCUUCAUACUCCGCCGGGGUUCCUGUCCUUCUUCACGGCGUUCGGCACCAUCUGCUUCGCUUUCGGGGGGCACCCAGCGUUCCCUACCUUCCAGGCUGACAUGAAGGACGAGUCCCUGUUUGGGAGAGCCGUGUUUUUCGCCUACAUGAUUGUGUUGGCAAUGUACCUGCCGGUGUCGACAGUCGGCUACUUCGUGUACGGCAAGAACCUAGACCCAAACGUGCUUCAGACAGUGAAAAGCGGCCCCAUGCUCUACGUGGUGGAGAUCGUCAUCACCAUCCAUCUGCUCUGUGCCUUCAUCAUCGUCAUCAACCCCUUCUGUCAGGAGCUGGAGGAGAUCCUCAAGGUACCCAAAGCAUUCAACAUAAAGCGCUGUCUCCUACGUACGGGUAUCAUAGCGUUGGUGCUGUUUGUGGCUGAAAGUAUUCCUCACUUCGGCGCCAUCCUCGCCCUGGUCGGUGGGUCGACGACGACGCUGCUGGCCUACAUCUUGCCGUCACUGUUCUACCUCAAGCUGUGCCGCAUGGAGGGAGAAUGGGAAGACAUUCACGUCCCAAUCCACAUCAAACUACUCAACUAUGAAAUCGUGUUUGUCGGAGUCGUGGCCGGAGCAGCGUCUACUUACUCCGCCAUCGCGGGUUUGGCUCAGCCUGGAGCCUUCACCGUGCCCUGCUACGUGAACAUCACAGCGGCCAUGGGUUAACAUGGCAGACAAGAUAGUAUAUAGAAGUCUCGCCACAGUGGGGUGUGUCGGCCGCUGUAGGACACUGGUUGGCCCGUUGUAAAUACUUGG
This is a messenger RNA of Haliotis rubra (blacklip abalone), 1671 nucleotides long. RefSeq names its product amino acid transporter AVT1A-like. Lineage: Eukaryota; Metazoa; Mollusca; Gastropoda; Lepetellida; Haliotidae. Gene Ontology annotation, molecular function: L-proline transmembrane transporter activity; L-alanine transmembrane transporter activity. The transcript is spliced from 10 exons. Bases 283 to 1581 code for a protein of 432 amino acids. The record is from RefSeq and is a predicted model, not a curated record. Gene Ontology annotation, biological process: amino acid transmembrane transport; L-alanine transport. Gene Ontology annotation, cellular component: vacuolar membrane.